AUGAUUUUUAAAGAAGGGAGACUUUGCAACAGGCACAUCCCAUACACCUGGUUCGGCAGGCACCGAUGCGCGCUCAGCUCUGCAUCCCGCCGCUUUCUCGGGCUGGAGGGAAACAAAGCUGGGACCGGGGAUCUGUCACAGGCCGCGUCCCGGCGCCAGCCGCCGAGCUGGAAGCUGAGGCGAGCGCGAUGCCAGGUUAACAAUUUGCAAUUUGCCUCGCUCCUGGACGCCGCGGCAGCCCUCCAUUUUGUCAACUGCCUCAAUUUUAAACGUUUUCCAAGUCGAAGGCAGAAUUUCAACGUUUCUUCGGGAGCCCUCCGGGGCUUUAAAGCAUCCCCGACCAUUUUAAGCAGCGGAGACCCUGUUCGGAGCCAGCGCUCUUGGCUAAGUUUAGCAAGGCAGCCGCGCACGCCGCGCCUCAUGAGCAGCCCCCCGAACCCUCUGCGGGGCAGCCAGCGGGCUCCUACCCAUCCUUCUUCCAGCCGCGGCUGCCUCCGGCCCGGGCACGAACAGCGCCCGGCUUCCUCCUCUCACGAAGAGAGGCAGGUGGAUGUCGGGAGGUGGAAAAGGAAGGGACGGGGAGACAGGAGCGGCCGCGGGCAGCAGGGGGCCGGGUGCCGGCAGCAGAAGCGGCCGGAGCCUGCCCGGGCCAGAGCAGCGACCUGUCCGCUGCGGGCGCUCUCCUCCGGAGCCUUCGGUUUCCAGAAUGACCCAAAGGACGACAAACACACGGGAAGAGCAGGCACAAGGAGAGGAACGAACGAGAGAAAGAGUUUUGCUGGUCAGUAAACUUCAAGCUGCUGGGAUGAGGUCAUUGGUGUAAAAAUAAAGCGAUGGCGUCAUUUGAAACCAAUCCCAGUGAAUGAACUCA
Messenger RNA from Chiroxiphia lanceolata (lance-tailed manakin), 871 nucleotides. RefSeq lists its product as uncharacterized. The record is from RefSeq and is a predicted model, not a curated record. The transcript is spliced from 4 exons. The coding region runs from base 1 to 789 and encodes 262 amino acids. Lineage: Eukaryota; Metazoa; Chordata; Aves; Passeriformes; Pipridae.